AUGGCAUACUUGAUAAGGGAAGGUGGUUUACGAGGGAUGAAACUACGUGCUCAUCGUGUCAGCAAGCCACCUUCAAAGAUAUUCAUCAUCCCUACCGACGAAAUUGUGCAGGUUAUAGCUAAGGACCUUCCUAUCUACAGCAAUAAGGUCUCAAAUUCGGCUCAGUGCGAGACACCGUUAGAGCUGUUGACAGACUCUUCUAUCUCCCAGUCUUAUCAUGUUGAUAUGGAAAGAGAGCUGAAAUGUUGGGUACCUGAUGAAGAUGUUCCAGAUUGUCCAGAUAUGAGUUGGAAUCAGUUUGAGGUCAAUGAGACAUUGUUUGGAGUUAUGAGCACUUUUGACGAGAAAUUGUGCACCACAAAACUCGAGAGAGGUCCUUGUAUGAAGGAGCUAAAAGAGCAAGCCUUGAGGAUUGAAAGAGAGAUCGAGGGUGAGAAUACCCGAGAUCUUCACGUAGCAGGGGUGAAUUAG
Eruca vesicaria subsp. sativa (arugula) is the source of this 471-nucleotide messenger RNA. The record is from the annotation of a GenBank genome assembly. Lineage: Eukaryota; Viridiplantae; Streptophyta; Magnoliopsida; Brassicales; Brassicaceae.